AUGGUUAAUAGUAUAGUUCUAGUAUUCAUGGACUGUGUGGAGAGCAAGGCGAGGGUUUGUUUCUUCGGUCAACCACCGGAGCUGGAUGCAGCAGACAUGCACCAAUGGAUGGCACAGUUCAUGGAGUUAGUACGGAAAGGAUGCCCAAGACAAUGCGGUGAUACUGCGAAGGCAGAUAGUUGUCAGCGACUGGGUCUAGAAGACGGCACCAUUCCCGAUGAGCGUAUCCGAUCAUCAAGAGAAAAACUCUGGACUAAUGCUUUUCAGGCACGACUGAAUGGCCCGUCGUUUUGGAGUGACUCAUACUGCCCGCUCUGUUGGAUUGAGGUGGAUCUCCUCCAAACGACUAGGGUUUCUGGCGUCAUCACACAAGGAAAUGAAUUCUCCUGGACCACAUAUCUUGUGACAGAAUUUAAGGUGUCCUACAAGCCCACACCUUUAUCUGGCUACGAGUACAUCAAGGAAAACAAUGGUGAUAUCAAGUUGUUUGAUGGCGGAGAUAUCGACUCUGCUUCUACCCCACACACUAAUUACUUCAACCAGGCCAUCAUGGCGUCUGUUAUUCGCAUUUACCCUACUCGUCGCAUCGUUAGAUACGCGCUUCGGUUUGAGUUGAUUCAAUGUCCGAUGGAUUAA
Patiria miniata (bat star) is the source of this 636-nucleotide messenger RNA. Its product is annotated as lactadherin-like. The coding region runs from base 1 to 636 and encodes 211 amino acids. The transcript has 5 exons. NCBI's taxonomy places the organism in Eukaryota, Metazoa, Echinodermata, Asteroidea, Valvatida, Asterinidae. The record is from RefSeq and is a predicted model, not a curated record.